CGCCGUUAAACCUCAUCGAAUAAGAAGUUGUUCCCACACAACAAGGAAGUACCGGAACUCACCCGCACUAGAAUUGCACGUAAGAUGGAUUCGCCGGAGCAAAAGAUAACGAAAACUGUGUCCAGAGAGGACGCGAGUAAAGAAAGCAUGGCGAACAGCCGGCAUGUCAUCGGAAUACAUUUCUGUGGGCCCACGCCUCUGGUGUGGCGUGCGGACGAGUUGAAAUCGGCCCGUGAACUGGGUAUCAUAGGGACCCUGGUGGGGUCUCUGGCCCGACAACCUAGGCAGAACACCCGGCUGGGGAGACCCCUCGAGCUGCUGCCGGAGGAGGGACGACUGCUGGCGGACAUGGGGAGAGCUGCAGUUAUUCCUGACUCGACAAAUGAGGAUCCCGAGGUGAAUCCAGAGCAAGUGGAGCAGUACCAUGCAGGACUGGAGAACAGCUUUCAGGAACAGGGUGCCAUGGCCUUGGCGGACAGGAAGACAACAUUACUGAGAGUAAUGACUGAGAAACAUAACGAGGAUUCUGGAAGCCAGGUGGAUUCAGACGGUGCGGUGAGAGACCGUCUCGAAGCUCUGGAGCACGGCUUCUCAUUCCCUCGCAUGGCCAUGGCGGUGCAACUGUGCACAGCCCGAGCAGGACUGUCUCACUGUCCGGAGGUGCGCCGUUUCCUGGCCGCAGACUGGCCCACACCACGGGACGAGAGGUCCGAGACCCGGUUCCGAGUGUUCAGGGACCUGAGGCGCCAGGGCUUUUACCUCACCUCGGCCGGGAAGUUUGGGGGAGACUACCUGGUGUACCCAGGUGACCCCCUCCGUUUCCACGCGUAUUUCAUUGUCGUGUGCAUCUCCAUGGACGAGUCGAUGCCCCUGUGUGACGUUCUGGCCAUUGCCAGGCUAGGGUCCAAUGUGAAGAAGACUGUCCUCCUGUGUUCGUCGGGGGAAAGCCAGGAAGAUGACAGGGAGGAGGUGGUGUACACGUCACUACAGUGGAGUGGAAUGGUGUAGGAUCACAGUUGGGAACUAUAGGUGGAAGCAAUAUGGCGACAUCUCUCAUCUAGCCAAGAGGCUACACGUCACUACAGUGUAGUGGAAUGUUGUAGGCAGCACCACAGUGGGACACUAUAUAUGGCGAUAUCGUUCACCUAGCCGGAAGUUGUCAUAAUGCUUAUAUCUUUCAAAUUCAUUCAACACAACAGGAGUGCCAAGGGUGUAGAGUCUAGGGUUCGUUUGUAAUUUCAGCCACUGAACAGGUGGGACGGUUACAGACAGCAGGGGUUGUAUUCACUAGGAAGCAAACGGGGCGGAAUUUAUCUGAAUUUGUCCAAUAAGAAACUUGUUUUCGUUGCAAAACAUUUAGCUAGUGUCCACUAAUGAAUACACCCCCGGUGCGUUGCUCUCCAGUCCAGUGGGGAGGCUACUAUUAUUGUACAACAAUUAGCAGCGGUACAGUAGGAGUUUGUGAAUAAGAGUUUAUGAUUUUGGUAAAGUAGCUUGGUUUUUUAUCAAAAAUGAAAAGUCGAUAAUACUGCCAACGGUCAUGGCUUGGCUUGAGUGGUGGGGGGGGGGGGGGGGGGGGUUCCUUGGAAAAAUAUUUACUUUGAAGUGUGUGUGGAUUGUAAUGUGACAAUUGUUGAAAAUAUAUUUGAAGACGAUUCACUUUUGUGUAACCAUUGUUUGAGUGCCGAUUUGUGUUCAGAAAUACCUGACAGAGAGUUGCCACCACAGAAGAAAAGGAAAGCACUUGCAUUAGGAAAUGCAAUUGAAAACAUUUUGUGGUGGAAAGCAAAACAAAAAAUGAGUGUUUCUUAAUGAACGCUCCAGGUAGUCCCAGUUUCAGUUCGGUUUUCUUUUUGGUGCUUAAUGAACACGACCUUGGACUGCCCCACAUAAAACUGUUGGCUUCUUGGAGAAUGGUCAACGGUGUGAAAAAGCAUGUAUAUUUACUGUACAUGACACCAAAUAGAUAUGACCAAACAUCCACGUUAGAACAAUACAUCGUAAUGUGAUCAGAGGAAGGGGACCGGUUGUCCCAAUUCAACCAGAAAUGCUCUCCACAUUUUGCUGUUGGCUUGUAUUCAAAAUUGAUUAAAUAGAUUUUUCUCACCCAUCUAUCAACAAUACCCCAUAAUGACAAAGUGAAAAUAUGUUUUGGACAUUUAUUGAAAAUGAAAUAUAGAAAUAUCUAAUUUACACAAGUAUUCACACCUGAGUCAAUACAUGUUAGAAUAACCUUUGGCGGCGUUUACAGCUGUGAGUAUUUCUGGUUAGUCUAACAGCUGGUCUAAGUCUAACAGCUUUGCACAGCUGGAUUGUACAAAAUUCUUCGAGCUCUGUGAAGUUGGUUGUUGAUCAUUGCUAGACAGCCACUUUCAAGUCUUGCCAUAAAUUUUCAAGACGAUUUUAAGUAAAAACUGUAACUGCCACUGGAACAUUCCAUGUCGCCUUGGUAAGCAACUCCAGUGUCUAUUGCCUUGUUUUAGGUUAUUGUCCUGCUGAAAGGUGAAUUUGUCUCCUAGUGUCUGAUGGAAGGUAGACUAAGUAAGGUUUUCCUCUAGGAUUUAGCCUGUGUUUAGCUCUAUUCCAUUGUAUCCUAAAACACUCCCUAGUCCUUGGCGAUGACAAGCAUACCCAUAACAUGAUGCAGCCACCACCAUGCUUGAAAAUAUGAAGUGGUACUCAAUGAUAUGUUGGAUUUGCCCCAAACAUAACAUAAUUUACAUAAUUUGUUAGUAUUGUGGAGUAACUACAACGUUGUUGAUCCAUCCUCAGUUUUCUGCUAUCAGCCAUUAAACUCUUAACGCCAA
Molecule: messenger RNA, 2807 nt
Organism: Salvelinus fontinalis (brook trout)
Lineage: Eukaryota; Metazoa; Chordata; Actinopteri; Salmoniformes; Salmonidae
Gene: tsen34
Product: TSEN34 tRNA splicing endonuclease subunit
Exons: 5
Coding region: 85-1008 (307 amino acids)
Biological process (GO): tRNA-type intron splice site recognition and cleavage; tRNA splicing, via endonucleolytic cleavage and ligation
Cellular component (GO): tRNA-intron endonuclease complex
Molecular function (GO): tRNA-intron lyase activity; nucleic acid binding
Source: RefSeq, a predicted model, not a curated record